CAGGUGCCGCCCCCUCACCAAAACUUUGCACGCCUUUCAGAAACAAGACAGUCAUACUAACAAGAGUUCACUUUUAACUAAGAAGCGCUGGCAGUCGUCCACUUUUAAACGGGUGUUUGUAAAGAACUUCAGUCGUGAUUGUUGCCAUUGAAAUUAAUGCAAUUAAUCCAAUCCUCGAUAUCAAAUGUUGUUUAACAUUUGAGGUUUUUUUUUUUAAUUAUUGAGAACAUUUUUUAUAUUUUUUUCUAAUGUCACAAACAGUUUGAAGUUUACUUGAAAUCUGAAAAAGGCCUCCAAAUUGUUCUAGUAUGCUCUGAACACCGGUGCACGUGUUUGUUGAUUGACCACAAAAUCAGUUUCAUGGUCGGUUCACUUUAAUAGCUGCUUUCUUCCCGUCGCCACGCUUCAAACGGCUUUUCUUGACAAAAAGGCUUUCAGACGACCUACACGCAGUCUUUAACACACAGAUAUGAAUAGGUGUUAAAUCACUCCCUUGAAAGCACUACGAAUAGCCCGGGGUCGACGCAGAUUGACUACCAAGAAGUGGAUCGAACGGAAUCCGAGGCAAAUAACGGGCCCAAGAAAUAUCAUAGUGCGGUUGGAAACGCGAUGAUGGGCGAGGGGGAGAGUGACCACUUCUCCGGGACUAAAACGGCUCCAGAUGGAAGAAAAAGUUCGCCAGUCAUCGGCGAAGAUGACCUCUCCAGCAGCCGUCGCUAUAACAUAGACGAACUCGGUUCUGACAGGUACUUCAUCUCCUCAACACAGCCCAGCACCGACGUGGCGAACCCAUGUUCUCUGUUCCCUUACGGACAGACCGGGACUGUGUAUAGUGGGUCAAACGGGUCUAGGUAUUCGACUUCUCUGCAUUACGGAUCGGUCUUGCCACCGACAGGGUUUUCAUCAGCUGUCUGCGCCAGUAGGAGUCAAUUUGCUACAGGGUACCAGUUUGGGCAAGGUCCAGGAUGCCUCUACCCACCGUACCCAGGAUCAGGCUCGGGACUCAGCUCAAUGCCCAUCCCAGGCUCCGCCGGAGGAGCAAGGGCUCAAGUUUAUUUGUGCAACCGUCCUCUGUGGCUGAAGUUUCAUCGACAUCAGACCGAGAUGAUCAUCACCAAGCAGGGCAGGCGGAUGUUUCCCUUUCUUAGUUUCAACAUCACUGGACUGAAUCUAACGGCACAUUACAACGUCUUUGUGGAGGUCAUUUUGGCCGAUCCCAAUCACUGGCGCUUCCAAGGAGGCAAAUGGGUGACCUGUGGCAAGGCUGACAACAACAUGCAAGGAAAUAAAGUGUACGUCCACCCUGAAUCUCCGAACACUGGGGCCCACUGGAUGCGACAGGAGAUCUCCUUCGGCAAGCUGAAGCUUACCAACAACAAGGGAGCCAAUAAUAACAACACCCAGAUGAUCGUCUUGCAGUCGCUGCACAAAUAUCAACCGCGGCUUCACAUAGUGGAAGUGACUGAGGACGGUGCAGAGGACAUGAGCAACGAGGCGAAGACUCAGACCUUCACCUUCCCUGAGAACCAGUUCAUUGCCGUCACUGCUUACCAGAACACAGAUAUCACACAGCUGAAGAUUGACCACAAUCCCUUUGCAAAAGGCUUCAGAGACAACUAUGAUUCGAUGUACACGGCCCCAGAGAGCGACAGACUGACGCCCUCCCCCACGGACUCCCCCCGCUCCCACCAGAUUGUUCCGGGGGCGCGCUACGCCAUGCAGCCCUUCUUCCAGGACCAGUUUGUCAACAACCUGCCCCAGAACCACCGCUUCUACGCCAGCGAGCGCGCCGUGCCCCAGACCAACGGCCUGCUCUCUCCUCAGGCCGAGGACGCGGCGGCGGCGGCGGCCGCUAGCGCCGCCUCGGCCCAGCGCUGGUUCGUGGGCCCGGUCCAGCAGUCGGGCUCGUCGGCCAAGCUGGACCUGCCGUACGACGGCGACUACUCCACCUCGGGCCUGCUGUCCUCCUACGGCAUCAAGCCGCUGCCCCUGCAGUCGUCCCACGCGCUGGGCUACUACCCGGACUCGGCCGCCUUCAUGGCCGGCUGGGGCAGCAGCCGGGGCACGUACCAGCGCAAGAUGACCACGGGCCUGCCCUGGUCCCCGCGGCCCAGUCCCCCGGCCUUCGCCCAGGACGACCCGCUGGCGGCCAAGGACAAGCUGCAAGACGAGGGCACCGCGGCCAUCGUCGCCCCCACCACCACCACAGCCGCCGGCGUGGGCGUUGGCGCUACCGCCACCUCGUCGUGGAUGGAGACGCCGCACUCGCUGAAAUCAGUGGACUCUACCGAUUCGGGGGUGUACUCCAUGAUCUGCAAGAGGCGCCGGUUAUCACCGGGGGGGUCGAGCACUGACACCUCGCCCACCAUCAAGUGCGAGGACUUGACCUCCGACGAUUAUAACAAAGACAACAGCCAGAAAGGAAUGGGCUAUUAUACCUUCUACACCAGCCCUUAGGACUCUGAUGUGUCCAUUCUCACUCAAAUGUAUAGAUCCCUGCUAUUCUGUCUUUUACUUUCUUUUGUUCAUAAAAAGUGAUUCCGCCCUCCUAUUGCAUUUUUAGAAGUUUAUAAGAAGGUGCCAAAGCUUAGUGCCCUCCAAUUGUGCUAAAUGAAUCCCCUAUCUACGUGACAGGUGGUUUUAAUUUAAUUUUAUUCCCAGAUAUAUGGUUUGCUUCAUCUUAAGCAUGUCCCAAAAUUUUAUCGUUUAUUUUUUUUCAAUGCUGUGAAUUUCCUCUUAAAUUUUAUUUAAUAUCAAUUUGUUGUACAGUAUUUGUGCACUUUAGAUUGUGAUGUAUCUUGUACAAAUGGUCUACAUGGCUCUGUUAUGAAAUGAAUAAUAAAAAUGUGCUUUUCAUAAAGUAA
Molecule: messenger RNA, 2864 nt
Organism: Sardina pilchardus (European sardine)
Lineage: Eukaryota; Metazoa; Chordata; Actinopteri; Clupeiformes; Clupeidae
Gene: eomesa
Product: eomesodermin homolog a
Exons: 7
Coding region: 610-2457 (615 amino acids)
Biological process (GO): regulation of transcription by RNA polymerase II; mesoderm formation; positive regulation of DNA-templated transcription
Cellular component (GO): nucleus
Molecular function (GO): RNA polymerase II cis-regulatory region sequence-specific DNA binding; DNA-binding transcription factor activity, RNA polymerase II-specific
Source: RefSeq, a predicted model, not a curated record